Lineus longissimus is the source of this 2707-nucleotide messenger RNA. RefSeq names its product stabilizer of axonemal microtubules 1-like. Lineage: Eukaryota; Metazoa; Nemertea; Pilidiophora; Heteronemertea; Lineidae. The record is from RefSeq and is a predicted model, not a curated record. Gene Ontology annotation, cellular component: cytoskeleton. Gene Ontology annotation, molecular function: microtubule binding. The transcript has 8 exons. Bases 296 to 1780 code for a protein of 494 amino acids.
ACCAUGCGUGACUCCCUGGAUACACCAUUAAUAACAUUUUAGACAAGUUUACUUUAGGUUAUCACAAAGAGAAAGUCAAUCAGAUAUACAUCUGCCAUCAUUACAAGGCAUUUAGGCCUAUAUUAUUGAUAAGUACAUUGGAAUAUCAUAUCAGACGGCAGCUUUAUUGUCAGUUUGAUCAAAUUAAUGUCCUUGGUGUCCCUGGCGGUUUAUUUGUAGUGUGAGGAAGUCCUACUCUCUGGGGACCGCAAAAAACACCACGGAUUAAGCCAGGAUUUAACGGAAUAUUGACAAAAUGACCCAUGAUGAUGAUAUUGAGCUACUGAAAAAGGCAUUUCCAGCCUUUACGUGCAUAUGCGAGCUGUGCGAUUGCGGUCGCCACAAGCAUCACAAAGACUGCAAAAGAAAUGUCCCCAAAACACAAGCUCUCCGAGAGAAACCUCUCACUGACUACCAGGCUACAUUCAAGGCGGUGCAAGACCCCAGGCCACGGUCCAAUAAGAGGCCUCCACAAACACCACGUGAUCCACAUCCCCCAAACAUGAUCCUAAAGACCAAUCAGAGGGAGGAGUUUCAACCGUAUGACGUGGUAAAGGACGGGAGGCCGCCAGCAUUUGUACAGGACACAACCUACGUUCCAGGGAACCAACCUUUUGAUGGCAUGACAUAUUACAAACAGACCUACACGCCAAAACCAUUGGAAAAUUUAGUAUCACAGAGAAUGCCCCCAGGGAAGGCACGAAAUCCAGGUCAAUUCGAUAGCAGAACGACCUAUAAGGAGUUUCAUAAACAGUGGGUGCCGCAAGUCACAAAGUCAUAUGGAGAGAUGCCUGUUUUUACCGGUUCGAUUUUGUACCCGGAUAGGACCACGCGAGAUGACAUGAAGACAGUCAUGAGAGACUCCUACCCUGGAGCAGUUGCCAAAAAGCAGGAACCCGCUAAGAUUCCACAGGGGAAUAUUCUAAUCGAAGGUGACCAAGACCACCACACGGUACACCGGGACACCUAUAAGAACAUCAGAGGAGACCACAGGGUCAAGACCAUCACCUAUGACCCUGAACCAACCAUACAGAGAGGGAACUUCUUCGGCGAGACACAGCAAAUGCGCGACUUCCCCCCUUACAAAAACGGCCGGCGACAGCCGAGACCCCCGAAUAUGGUCGAGCCAGCGCCUGAGACGAUAAAUUUGAAAUUCAAUAACAACACAUCUUUUGACACGGAACAGCGACACGAAUUCAAAGGUAUUGACACGAACCGAUACCCAGCACCAAAGACAAUGAAACAAGGAACCACGACCUAUGAACCACCAACGGAGAAGUUUGCAACUAUGACUGUACAAAAAACUGAUUACGUCCCGAAAGAUCUCGGCGAAGCUAACGCGCCAAAGGCACGGAUGCCACGAAGGAAGGAGACUGACAAGGGGAAGUUCGACGGCCAUACGACCAACAAAGAACACUACAAGAACUGGAAGCCAAAUCCUAGGAUCAAGCACGGAGAUUUCUACGAGGCCGUGACCAACAACUACGUUCCGCCACGGAUCCCCUUUGUAGCACAAUCCACCACCAGAGCCACCUUUACGCCCAAAGAUGGCCGCCGUCCGGCGGAUUUCAAACCAGAGCAGGUGCCUUUCGACACGCAAGGCAAGCACGAUUUCAGAACCGUGAAUAAGUUAACAUACAAGGGUCAGAAACCGCAGAUGUGCCAAGUUGAUGCGUAUUUAUUGCAACAGAAGUUAAUACAUGAGCAAAAUAGGGGACCAGUUGCGGUAGGAAAGGCAUAGAUGGAGCGGCGUUUGAAUUUUAGCAGCUUUCAUGAUGCGAAAGCAACCAAUACAAUGAAUUCGAUUGGGUAACAGCGACGCUUUUAUCCACAACGACCGUGCUAGAUAUUACGGCAUUAACAAAAUGGUGUUUAAUCUAGCUUAGAAAGCCGUCUUGAUCUAUUGACAUGACAGAAUCAUUGCUAAUUUAUGACAGGAAUUUCAAAGGAGAGUAUCAUCUUUGUAUUCUUAUCUUUAAGGCACCACAUAUCGUACUUUUCAAGUACUUUUCAGGGUUUCGUUAGUUGAUCUCCAAAGCCAACGUCCUAUCAAAAAUGGCUUAUUUCAUAUAACUUAAGUCCGUGCUUAACUUAACUGCUGAUAAAAUCUUAGCAGUAUUGAUCAUGGUGUGUGUAAAAAAAACAACUAUUUUCGAGGGUGCUAUUAUAGUGGUUUCAAUUUUAGAUCCGUCCAUUCCAAGCAAACUGUGAUAAAUGAAUGUAAAUAGAGUCUUUCACUUACACGUAACUUCAAAAUAUAUAGGCCUAAAAUUUUCAGAAGGAGAACAUUGUAACAGAAAAAUGUUUGAAUGCACUUUUUAUUAAAAAGGUUUUUGUUCAUCAUCGGCCACAUUAUGCAAUGCUAAAUCUUUAACUUAUCUGUGAUAUAAAUACUGGGCUUGUGGUUUUGGGAACAAAGUUACAUGUUUUUUGUUUCGUAUAGACUUCAUAGAUGGCAUGAGGAGAAAUUAUGUCUAAUUUCAGUUGGUAGACGCCAAAUCAUUUCAGUUGCGGAUCCGUCUAUUUGGGAAUUUUGGCGUUAGGUGGCUCUUUGGUGACAUCAAUCUGCCUAAACAAACUCGGCGACCACGUAGCAAUGGGAGGAAAAGACUAACAUACUCUGUUAAUGUAUAAUAUCUUAAUGUAAAUAUUUUGUGAAUAAAAGAUA